GCCCAAGCCGCGCAGACAGGAUAGCAUCGCAUAGCGCGACCUGCGCUGGCGGCUGGCUCGCUCACUAGCUAGCUCGGCACGCGCGCGCGCCCUUCCGGAAGCUUCUAGAAUCUCCGGCCGGUCGGGGCGAGGCGAUCGACAUGCAGGAGUUCCACCCCGUCCCCGGGCUGGCCGGCCGGCUGUUCGGUGGCGCGGCGGCGGCGCCGCAGGAGGAGGUGCGGUGCCCGCGGUGCGACUCGGCGAACACCAAGUUCUGCUACUACAACAACUACAACCUCUCGCAGCCUCGCCACUUCUGCAAGGCGUGCCGCCGCUACUGGACCAAGGGCGGCCUCCUCCGCAACGUCCCCGUCGGCGGCGGCUGCCGCAAGCCCAAGCGCCCGGCGCCCUCCUCCUCCUCCUCCUCCUCGGUCGUCGCUGACGUCGACACGGGCCAUCGUGGCGCCAAGAGUGCGCGUUCAGCCAUCGCCGGUGACAGCUCGACCGCGGCGUGCGCGGUGCCUGCGUCGAACGCUUCCUCUGCUGCUGCUGCUGCUGCUACCCAGUCGAGCAGCGCCUGCGAGAGGGUGACCAGCAGCGUCGCCUUCGCGGCGGCGGGGGCCGACGACGACGCGCUGUCGCUGUCGCUGCCUCCGCCUCCUCCGGGUCCGAUGUUCGCCGACCAGGCCGCGGCGUUCGCGUCGCUCUUCGCUCCGCCGCCGCCGCUGCCGUCCUUCACCGCCUUCUCGGCGCAGCCCAAGCAGGCAGAGGAGGACGUCACCCCGGCGCUCACACCCACGGGGCGCCCGUCCUCGGCGUCGCUCACCGCAGACAUCGCGGCGCCGCUCGCCGCACGGUCGUCAGGCGGGCCGGCGGCGGCGGCCGACUGGGCGCCCAGUCCGACAGCGCUCGACGCCGCCGGGGUGUUCGACCUCGCAGGCGCCAUCGCCGGCGACCCGUCGUACUGGAACCCGGCGAGCUGGACGGACCACGACGGGACGAUCUACCUGCCCUAGCUAGCACCGUGCGUCCUCUUGCUUUGACGAUCGUGCGCGCGGCCGGCCGGCGACUUGGCGCCGCCGCUUAAUUGCCUGAGCCGUGCAUGGUUAACGAUUAAUUAACGACUUGUUUAAUUAAUUGUUAACCACCACCUUAAUGCUUAAUUAGUACCACUACCUUAUUCCUGCAGCCGCUGGCUUCUUCUAUACAUAUGAUUCUUUUGGGUGCAUAUGUAAAUAAAUUAGUUUUAAUUAGCCUAAUUAAAUUGUAGCUUUGCACUGAUGUAUAGAAAAUUACAGCCGAUCUGAUUAUAGAUUUUCCGUGUUCGUAUGAUUCCCAAACUUUUUA
Oryza brachyantha (malo sina) is the source of this 1326-nucleotide messenger RNA. Its product is annotated as dof zinc finger protein 4-like. The coding region runs from base 141 to 995 and encodes 284 amino acids. The record is from RefSeq and is a predicted model, not a curated record. The transcript has a single exon. Gene Ontology annotation, molecular function: DNA binding; DNA-binding transcription factor activity. Lineage: Eukaryota; Viridiplantae; Streptophyta; Magnoliopsida; Poales; Poaceae. Gene Ontology annotation, biological process: regulation of DNA-templated transcription.